AAUUAUGGCACCCUUUGAUCUCGACGCCUGUAUACAGCAGCUCCUUCGCAAACAACUCUUGCACGAGGCUCUUUUGCGGGAAAUAUGCGAGAAGACCAAGGAGGUCCUCAUGCGAGAGUCCAAUGUCGUGCACGUUAGCGCGCCCGUAACGGUUGUUGGCGACAUUCAUGGUCAGUUCUACGACCUCAUAGAAAUAUUCCGGAUAGGUGGAUAUGCCCCACAUACCAACUACCUCUUCCUCGGCGACUACGUCGACCGAGGACUGUUCAGCGUGGAGACAAUCUCACUUCUAACGUGCCUGAAACUUCGCUGGCCAGAUAGGGUGCAGCUGAUCCGGGGGAACCAUGAGUCAAGAGCAGUCACCCAAACAUACGGUUUCUACACUGAAUGUGUGCGGAAGUACGGUUCAUCACAUGUUUGGACGUACUUCACGGACAUGUUCGACUUCCUCACACUCUCCGUGGUCAUUGACGACAAGAUCUUCUGUGUCCAUGGCGGACUGUCGCCUUCGAUACAUUCAAUAGAUCAAAUCAAAGUGGUCGAUCGGUUUCGAGAAAUCCCUCAUGAGGGUCCUAUGGCAGACCUCGUAUGGUCAGAUCCAGAUGCAGAGAAGGAGGAUUUCGCGAUCUCACCACGCGGUGCGGGCUACACCUUUGGGUCAGGCGUCGUGUACAAGUUCCUGGAAACCAACCAAAUGUCACACAUUCUCCGAGCGCACCAGCUAUGUAUGGAAGGCUACUCGUCAUUAUUCGAUGAGCACCUAUCGACCGUCUGGUCCGCGCCGAAUUAUUGCUACCGCUGCGGCAAUUCCGCCAGUAUACUUGAAGUUGGCCCCGGUGGCUCAAUGUUCUUCAACGUGUUCCAAGCCGCUCCGGAAAAUGAGCGCGACGGGCCGAGUCAUCAGGCCGCGCAGAACGCGGGGGGGAAGUUGCCAGAGUAUUUCCUGUAGCUCGUAUCAUCCAGUAUACCCCUUCAUGACAGGCAGCGCUCACCAGUCAUGACGCUCGCUAGCACCCGACAUUAUGUUGUGGAACUCAUGGGCCUAUAAGAUGGCUGUACAUUAGGAAGCGAACGGAAGCGAAGAGCCCGCGGCGAGCGUUACCGGCGUGUUUCCUGCUGUGGAUACUCCGCUAGAUCACCGUGCUGUGUACGUUGCUCAGGUUUCUCCUCUAAACCGUCGUACCCCGCC
This is a messenger RNA of Dichomitus squalens LYAD-421 SS1, 1189 nucleotides long. Its product is annotated as Metallo-dependent phosphatase. Gene Ontology annotation, biological process: peptidyl-serine dephosphorylation. Gene Ontology annotation, cellular component: FAR/SIP/STRIPAK complex. Lineage: Eukaryota; Fungi; Basidiomycota; Agaricomycetes; Polyporales; Polyporaceae. The transcript is spliced from 8 exons. The record is from RefSeq and is a predicted model, not a curated record. Gene Ontology annotation, molecular function: protein serine/threonine phosphatase activity. Bases 5 to 949 code for a protein of 314 amino acids.